UGUUGGAAAAAAAAAAAAAAAAAAAAAGAAAAGCAGAAGCCGGUCCUCCUCCAUCAUCAGAGAAGCUGAACACAACGUGGAACCCAGCUGCUGCUCCAUCCGCUCCAACAUGCUCUCCAUGUCCGACUUCGUGUCCGGUGGCAGCUAUGAACAGUGCAGAGAAACAGCUGAUUGGCUGUUGUCUAACACACAGGUGCGUCCCACUGUGGGAAUCGUGUGCGGUUCUGGUCUGGGAGGUUUGGCUGAGAUGAUUAAGGAUCCUGAGAUCUUCAAAUACUCCGACAUUCCCAACUUCCCCCGCAGCACAGUGCAUGGUCACGCAGGCCGUCUUGUGUUUGGAACUUUAAAAGGGAAGCCAUGUGUUUGCAUGCAGGGAAGGUUUCACCUGUACGAAGGCUACCCCAUCCAGAAGAUUACGUUGCCCAUGCGUGUGUUUAAGUUGCUGGGUGUAGAGACGAUGAUCAUGACCAACGCUGCCGGAGGCCUCAACCAGGACUACAAAGUGGGAGACGUCAUGAUCAUCAAGGACCACAUCAACAUGCCAGGCUUUGCUGGAGUCAACCCGCUGGCCGGACCCAACGAUGACAGGUUUGGUGUACGUUUCCCCUGCAUGUCCGACGCCUACGACCGCGAGCUCCGUCAGCUGGCCCACGACGUGGCGUCCGAGCUCGGCUACAGCCACUUCCUGCGGGAGGGCGUGUACUGCGUCCUGGGGGGGCCGUCCUUCGAAACCAUCGCAGAGUGUCGGAUGCUCAACAGGCUCGGUGCCGAUGCCGUUGGUAUGAGCACCGUACAUGAGGUGAUUGUCGCUCGGCAUGCUGGGAUGCGCUGCUUCGCUCUGUCGCUGAUCAGCAACCGGGCCGUGAUGGACUACGACAGCCAGGAGAAGGCCAACCACGAGGAAGUCCUGGAGACGGGCCGGCAGAGGGCGGAGCAGCUGGAGAAGUUAGUGUCCACCGUGGUGUCACGACUGGAACACAACAAUAACAACUUCUGAAGAAACCGUCACUGGAUCUGCCUUCGCUCUGCAGCAAGAAAAAAAAUAAAAGGCUUCUUAAAACACUCAAAGCGCUCUGUAGAACUAGAGCGACCGGUUGGUUUACCAUGUGAUUAACUACUGUAGUUUGUUAGUAUUUUCUUAAAGGUUCAGUGUGUAAGAUUCAGUGACAUCUAGUGGUGAAGAUGCAGAUUUAUUUGGCUUUCUACUUGAGUUGAGACGUUGGUGACAGUCAUAUCUUAACACUAGAUUUAACCUGCUGUUGGAGGAAGUCUGUCCAGAGCUACUCUGGAAACAUGGGGACACAAUAAGAUUAGAGCUGCAGCUAUUGAGUAUUUUUGUAAUCAGUUAGUAUUUUGACUAUUUUUUUUUAAUUCAAUUUGAAAAAACGGUUAUUUGAAUAGGUGGAAAAAAUACUACAAAUGUGUAGCAGGCAUGUCUGAAAAUGACAAAUAACUGAACCAACUCAAACAACAACCACAAAAAGUAUAAAAGUAAAAGGAUAUAUAAAAAAUAUCUAUAUAGAAAUAACAACAACAACAGGUUAAAAGUAUAUAUGAAAAUAUUUAUAGACAUAAACCAUUGACAUCAAUAAACAAUAUGUCACUGCAGUCCGUUAAAAUGGAACUAACACACAACUGUGGGUUGAUCCUGGCCUCAUGUGCAUCACAAUAAGCAGUUAGUGAAACACACCAUCAUUUUUUUUAAUCGAUUCAAGUCGAUUAAUUAAUUAAUCGAUUCAUCGUUUAGGUCUAAAUAAGAUAGUCCUGUUGUAGCUAUAAGCACUUACAAACUUACAAAAACAAAACAACUUUCAGUUUUUCAUCAUUAAUCGUUCAUUUAUUUGUGUUAAUCUUACACACUGGACCUUCAAGUCCUAUCAGAACAUUCUGGUCCACUUUUAUACACUCCUUUAACUUUUAGCCCAUUUAGAUGCAGCUCUUACUUUGCUCUAUUUUGUAAUGUAGUGUUUCAGGGAAACAGCAACAUAAUUUUAUUUCUAACUUAAUAAUUUAAUAAUAUAGUUUAAAAUAUUUAAUGUUUUAGUUUGUUUACUUCAGUGAUCUGUUAAUAAUCUGAAUAAAUAGAUUUUGUUAUAAAGGACCAACUUAUGGCGCAUGUCUUAAUAAGAUCAUGGCUUAAAGGUAGAAAGAAAAAUUUCACAUAGUGUGAAAAAGUUGUACAAUGUCUUGAGAUAUUUAUACUAAAUGUAUUUUAAAAGUGUCUUUAUGAAUGUCAUGUAUAGUUUUUGAUGGACAGUUUAGAUAAAAGGUGUUUAUGCUGUAUGGGACAGAUACCAAAGAAUGCUCUCUUCAUGUUUCAGCGCUGUACUAACCUACACACUCAGAGGUUGUGCUUUUAGAGGUACUUUACAAAAAACGUACACAUGCGAUGUACUGUGGACCAACUUUUACAAUAAAAUGUUUCAACCUGAAAACAAA
This is a messenger RNA of Sphaeramia orbicularis (orbiculate cardinalfish), 2439 nucleotides long. Its product is annotated as purine nucleoside phosphorylase-like. The coding region runs from base 110 to 997 and encodes 295 amino acids. The record is from RefSeq and is a predicted model, not a curated record. Gene Ontology annotation, cellular component: cytoplasm. Gene Ontology annotation, biological process: nucleoside metabolic process. The transcript is spliced from 6 exons. NCBI's taxonomy places the organism in Eukaryota, Metazoa, Chordata, Actinopteri, Kurtiformes, Apogonidae. Gene Ontology annotation, molecular function: purine-nucleoside phosphorylase activity.